AUGAUAGCAACAGGAUUUAUAGAUAAUGGGGCAAAAGUUUAUAUUUCUUCAAGAAGCAAGGAUACUUGUGAUAAGGUUGCUAAAGAAUUAUCUGAUAAAGGGCCAGGUAAAGCUGUUAGUAUACCGGCAAAUUUACAACAUUUAAAUGAAGUCAAACGAUUAGCUAAUGAAAUUAAAGAACGUGAUGGAAAGCUACACAUAUUAAUUAAUAAUGCUGGUGCGAGUUGGGGUGCUCCUAUUGCUUCUUAUCCAGACGAGGCAUUUGAGAAAAUUAUGAAUUUGAACGUUAAAAGAAUUUUUAGUUUUACACAAGCAUGUUUACCAUUACUUGAGAAAGCUGCAUCACCAAAAGAUCCGGCAAGAGUAAUUAAUAUUGGAUCAAUUGCCGGUUUGGAAACACCAUUCAACGAAACAUAUGCAUAUUCAACUUCCAAAGCAGCUUUACUUCAUUUAACAAAAGUAAUGGCGGGACAAUUAUCAAAUCGUCAAAUUACAUUUAAUAAUAUUGCACCUGGACCUUAUCAAUCAAAAAUAACGGCUAAAGCUUUGAAAGAUCAUGGCGAAACAAUUAAAUCAGAAGUGCCUUUAGAUAGAAUUGGAGCAGCUGAAGAUAUUGCCGGUACCGCGAUUUAUUUAUCUAGUAAGGCCGGCGCUUUUACUAAUGGUGCUACUAUUACAGUUGAUGGUGGUUUGAUUUCUAGACCCAUUAAUUCCAAUUUAUAA
Molecule: messenger RNA, 723 nt
Organism: Funneliformis caledonium
Lineage: Eukaryota; Fungi; Glomeromycota; Glomeromycetes; Glomerales; Glomeraceae
Source: the annotation of a GenBank genome assembly